Messenger RNA from Periophthalmus magnuspinnatus, 455 nucleotides. It is a transcript of the gene lsm8, whose product is annotated as LSM8 homolog, U6 small nuclear RNA associated. Gene Ontology annotation, biological process: mRNA splicing, via spliceosome. Gene Ontology annotation, cellular component: precatalytic spliceosome; U4/U6 x U5 tri-snRNP complex; U6 snRNP. NCBI's taxonomy places the organism in Eukaryota, Metazoa, Chordata, Actinopteri, Gobiiformes, Gobiidae. Gene Ontology annotation, molecular function: RNA binding. The transcript is spliced from 4 exons. The record is from RefSeq and is a predicted model, not a curated record. The coding region runs from base 138 to 428 and encodes 96 amino acids.
AAGAAGUUAGGUCGCUGAAACCUAGCAUCCUUGAUUUAGCUGCCUCUUUAUUCAUCACAAUCUCUGUACUAAUUGGCCUCGAUUUGUCUAAAAGUGCUCGAUUGUAACAUAAGCAAUCCGACACACCAGUCUAGAAGAUGUCCACUGCUCUGGAGAGCUACAUAAACCGCACUGUGGCUAUUGUCACAUCUGAUGGACGCAUGAUCGUAGGCACCCUGAAAGGCUUUGAUCAGACCAUCAACUUGAUCCUGGAUGAGAGCCAUGAGCGAGUGUUCAGUUCUAGUCAAGGCGUGGAGCAGGUGGUCCUGGGACUAUACAUUGUUCGAGGCGAUAAUGUGGCAGUGAUUGGUGAGAUUGAUGAAGAGACGGACUCCACACUGGAUUUAGGAAACAUUAGAGCUGAACCAUUGAACUCUGUUGUGCACUGACCACGGGAGUGUUUCUGAAAAUAACAA